This is a messenger RNA of Plodia interpunctella (Indianmeal moth), 3706 nucleotides long. RefSeq names its product mucin-2-like. The transcript has 2 exons. Bases 116 to 3349 code for a protein of 1077 amino acids. NCBI's taxonomy places the organism in Eukaryota, Metazoa, Arthropoda, Insecta, Lepidoptera, Pyralidae. The record is from RefSeq and is a predicted model, not a curated record.
UGUGUCAGUACGCGAAUACUGGCGCAAGCGCAGCGCACGCGUCCACCAACCGCGUGAAAACAUACAUACACACAGUGGCAAUUCAUAUUAAAUAGCGUGCAGUGGUUGUAGCGAGAUGCGAUCUGCACUGCUAUGCGUUUUAUUUGCGCUGGCUGUAGGAAAAGGAGGAAGGCAAGCCGGCGCCGCGAACGACUUCACGCCGCAGCCUAUUCCUUUGAACAAUUGGAAUGUUGAGUUCCGAGAGGGGAGAGUGGGCACCCUGCACGAGGCGGCCCACACAGCCGCCCCGCCCUCCGUCGCCGCCGUCCCCGCACACUACUGGGAAGACGCCCUCCGCCACAGCGUUUAUCUCACACUAGUCAGAGACAAAAUAGACCAACUCAUAUCGAAGGGAGCCGUCAUAUCCCCUGACAGCAAACCCGAUCAAUUCAACUCCAAAGAAGUAGAAGACUACGACCUUUGGGACAAAAUCAAAACAGCACCAUUCGACAGGUUGAGCGACAAGGAGCUUAACACUUUCGGAGACGUGACCGUAAUGGCGAAGGGACGUCUCUUAGAAGAAAACAGCGGCUUCCGAUUUACUGAAGACGAACGGACGAACGAGAAAUGCAACGAAGAAUCCUGUAUGAAAGGCGUUAGAGCAAUUUGGUCGGUGAAGCGCGUGAGGCAGAGAGAUGAAGAAGUCUCUCCAGGGAAGUACCACUACGAACUCACUUUCUCCGUGAUGUCACAGACGACGAAAAAGCAGAGGAAACCCUACGAGAAUUCCGUGAGAACGUUCACCGUUCGGGAAAACCCACAAGACGCGGGCAGACCAGUGGAAAAGCCCAAACCACACGGCUACGAGCCGGUGCGGUAUCAAAGAGCAAUCUGGUUUCACAAGAACCUAGUGCCUUCGGGCACCCAAUCACGACGAUACCAGGGCUUGGAUAGGAUAUUCAUGUCUUUAUUCUCCGAUGACGAGCCGAAACAGGAGCCUCCGAGAGCUAGGCCGCCCGCAUACACUCCAUAUCAACAACCACAAAAAUCCCAUUACGUCAGUUCUUCGACCGAGCAAUACCAGCAGAAGAAGCUGCUGGCAUUUCCAUACAAACCACCGUUAUACAAGUACGCCCGCUACCCCCUACCUCCGCCCGUCGUGGUGCCUCAACAACACUUCGUAGAUCCGUCAGAUAGCACAUUUGUAGUUUCCGCUCACAGGCACGUCGCGCCCAGCAACAUCUACAAGACCACAAGACCAGCUGUCCUCCCGACACCGCUUGUCGAUAUAGAAACUUCUACUAAAGACAUAAAUGACACAGAAACUUCUACGAGAGAGACAGAAGCUGAAACGACAGCGUACAAAAUGUAUAGUAAGCCUCAACCUUCCCCAACAAAAAUUAAUUAUUUGCCUGAUCACAUAAGACCUCCAGUGUACAACGCGCCGCCUGGAGUGUUCGUCACUAUGGACAAGAAACCAUUCAAACCUCUGCCACCGGUAAGGUUACAACCGUAUCCGGCUAAACACAAACUCAGGCCAGCAGAUUUCCGACCGAGUCCGCAACUACUGGAUAUGCAGUUUUCUGACCCAGAAUCCCAUUCUACGGUAGACACAGCUUUCAGGCCAAUAAUUCCAAACAAUAAUAAAACCUCUCCCUAUAACAGCGGCAGUAACAAGAAAUCACAGACAACUAAUAAACGACCACCGAAAAAGCAUGGAAAUAUCAAAGCGAAACCUGUCACUACAUCCGCUCCUGACAUAAUCACUGUUUACAAAGACGAUUCAUACGAUGAUACACCGGAAUGGUCUAGCAUUGUCAGUUCUUUCGCAGCUGUUACAGCACCAAUUAGGCCAUCCACUGUAACUAGUACGGAGGAUACCCAAGUAACGGAAGAAACAGAAACUGAUACUUUAGCCAGUGAAACUGAUGAAUAUGAAAUUGAUACGACAACUGCAACACCAAUAACCUAUAACCAUAAUAAGAAGAAGAGAGUAAUAACCACGUCCACCGCAGAGCCAUCGACGACAACUAGUCAAAGACCAAAUAGACGUACUCGACCGCCAAUUAGUUUCCCAAAACAAGAAAAAAUCAAAAAACAUAAACGCAUUACGACAACUACAAACAAGCCGGUAAAACAAAACAACAAAAUCAACCCAACUGCGGAUUUAACACCACAAGCAAGCUCUGCUGCCACAAAACCGACUAACAAAGUAUGGGAAUCUAAAAACAAAACAGUCUCUGUAACUGAAUCCAAUAAUAUAAUAACGACUGUGUCCAACACGACGCCAUCUACAACUACAGCAAGAGCGACUACCACCACUACAACUACCACAGCGAAGCCCAUCCCCACCACUACUCACUCAACACAUAAACCAACGCAGCCUAAAAGUAAGAAUCGUUUUAGACAAUCUACUCUCAUGCAGAAAGGUACAUCCGUUAACCACGAUAAAUGGAGUUCUAUAAACAUAGAGAAAGAGAAAAACAAAACUGUAGUCCCACCGUCAGGCUUUCCACCAAGGAGGAAAGCAUCUAAUUUCCAGGGACAUGUAACUUCUACUCACAGAAGUAUUGAUGUCGACCACAAAGAAGAAGAUCAUACAGAUAAGAAGAGCAGUGCUGAGUAUAUGAGUGCAGAAAAAUUUGAAAAUUCAUCCAAAGAGACACACGAAAAAGGAGACCAUCAAUACAAUGUUUCAAACAGAGAUGAAGAUAUUGGCGAAAGCAAAGGAAAUAUAAAAGAGAGUGAAGGAUAUGCCACUGAUGAAAAGGAGUUUAUAUUUGGACUAUCAACACAAACCCCAAAUGAAAGAACUAAUGAAAUAAAUGACGCCGAAGAUCCCAUAACAGAAGAAACAAUCAUCACUACCCAACAUUCAGUCCCAAAGAAUAAGACUAAAUGCAAAAAGAAAAAGAAGGCGGAAAAUUUGAUGUCGUCAGAUGAACAUGUAGCUGAAACUACUACCGCUAAAUAUGGACCCACAACUACAAUACCACCUACAACUACGACUGAUCUUUAUCACGAUUUGUUUGGAGAUAUUAAUUACGAUGGUACGAUAGAAAAAAAUAAAAAAGGUAAGGGCGAGUUAGACGAGGAAGGGAGUGAAAAACAUGAAAAGUACGCGCAGAUCGACGAUGACUUAUAUGAUUAUUUAGACGAACUGAAUAAUAACAAGCAUAAAGGGGAAGACGAGGACCAAUAUGAAGAAGAAGACGAAGGUGAAGCUCCAAUAGAUUUGUCGCCAUUUAACAGUGAAAAUGAAACCUCAGCUGCUAGAGAAGUGAGAAAGGCGGAGGAUGACGAGGAAGAAGCAUACGACGAUUACCAGGACAGGUCGCCAUCUUUCCUAGAACUAAUCGGCAUGGAAUAGACUGAAUUUUAUAAUUCUUACUUUCUCAAUAAUCAAUGCAGCUUUAAUUACUAACUUUGCUAAUGGAUCUCAAGUGUUAGCCGUUGUCAUAAUUCAUGGGAGAGAUUUUUUCCGGGCGAUUUUAUUCAGUUCAAUCUAUAUAGCGAAAGGGAGUGAAGGACGUUAUUAAAGAACAAUUUAGAAGGCAUUUAUUUUUUAAUUUAAAGGCAAAGCUAAACUUGUGUCGCACGUAAUCUGUACAUGCUAAGUUACGUUACCGAGAUGUAAAUAUUUCAACAUUCUAGAUAAGUUUAGAGUAAGAUGAAGUAAUGUAUUUUUAUACAACAAAUACAAAUACAGAGUUAGUGUGUUGUUUCA